UAACAGUACCUCCCAUUGUGCGCUUUGUCAGACACUUAACUGGCAACACACAAGGAAGCCACUCACUAGGUUGUCGUCACUGAGGUCAACCAUUCGGAAGGAAAAUGGCGACCGCCUAUGAAAGAUACAACUUGCACACAACCCCUGAGAAGUUCUUCAUUGAGGCCUGUGAUGAGGGGGCUGAUGCCGUCCUGGUCAUUGACCGGGUUUCAAAUGAGAUGACCCUUACAGGUAGAGCGGAUAUUCCUCCCUCUGCUGUCACCAGACCUAUUUGUGGGAUAAUGGGAACUAUUCGCCUGGUUGCAGGGAUGUACCUGAUUGUUAUCACCAGGAAGAGGAAUGUAGGUAGUCUCCUUGGACAUUCUGUGUGGAAGGCUGUAGACUUUGAUGUGAUCUCCUACAAGAAGACAGUGCUACAUCUCUCAGAGAUACAGUCUCAGGAAAAUAAGACCUUCCUUGCUAUGAUUAACAACGUGCUGACUACAGAUGGCUUUUACUUCUGCACCGACUUUGACCUAACACACACACUGCAGCGGUUGGCUAACACCAGCCCUGACUUCCAGGAAAUGAGUCUGCUGGAGAGGGCGGAUCAGAGGUUUGUCUGGAAUGGUAACCUUUUGAGAGAACUGGCUGGGCAGCCCGAGCUUCACAGAUUUGCACUGCCUGUUAUUCAUGGAUUCAUUGUCAUGAAGCCAUGCCGUAUAAAUGGAAAGAUCUUUGAGUGGAUCCUGAUCUCCAGGAGAAGCUGCUUCCGUGCUGGUGUUAGAUACUAUGUUAGAGGCAUUGAUUCUGAAGGCCAUGCUGCUAACUUUGUGGAAACUGAGCAGAUAGUUUUGUAUGAGGGAGCAAAGGCUUCAUUUGUCCAGACACGAGGUUCUAUGCCAUUUUACUGGAGCCAGAGGCCCAACCUGAAGUACAAACCUAAACCUGUAAUCAGCAAAACCAUGAAUCAUAUGGAUGGUUUCCAGAGGCACUUUGACUCUCAGCUGCUCAUCUAUGGAAAACAAACUGUUCUAAACCUGGUGAAUCAAAAAGGCUCAGAGAAGCCGCUAGAAGAAGAGUUUGCCAAAAUGUCGUCUGGUCUGAACAAUGGUAUGCUCAAUUACUUGGCCUUCGACUUUCACAAAGAGUGCAGUCACAUGAGAUGGGACCGGCUUCAGAUCUUGGUGGAUGCUGUUGCAGAGACACAAGAUGAAUAUGGCUACUUUAUGGUGAACUCGGAUGGAAAGAUACUGACCCAGCAGAAAGGAGUUUUCAGGAGUAAUUGCAUGGACUGCCUGGACAGGACCAAUGUAAUUCAGAGCCUGCUGGCCAGACGUUCACUUCAGUCUCAACUUCAGAGAAUUGGAGUUCUGAAUGUGGGUCAGCGCAUUGAAGAGCAGGUCGAGUUUGAAAAAGUCUACAAAAAUGCAUGGGCUGACAAUGCCAAUGCAUGUGCUGUGCAGUAUGCUGGGACUGGAGCUUUAAAAACAGACUUCACGAGGACAGGCAAGAGGACCCAGUGGGGACUGCUGAUGGAUGGCUGGAACUCCAUGAUCCGCUACUACAAAAACAACUUUUCAGAUGGAUUCAGACAAGAUGCUAUUGAUCUGUUCCUGGGUAACUUUGCUGUUGAUGAGUCAGAUGGCCCCACUCCUCUUCGUGUGAAGAAGGACUGGAAGUUCCUAACACUGCCCAUUGUGAUGCUGGUUGCAUUCUCCAUGUGCAUUGUUUCUCUUCUUCUGGCUGGUGACACAUGGACAGAGACCCUUGCUUAUGUAAUGUUCUGGGGGAGCGCCAGUGCAAUCACAGCUACUAUCAUCCUGUUUAAUGGCCAAGACUUUGUAGAUGCCCCAAAGUUGGUUCACAAGGAAAAGAUGGACUGAAUGUAUGUGUAGGGAGCCUCUGUUAAACAGAUGCUCCUGUACCUCAUCUUCACUGUUUUCUCUCUCUGAUCUGAUCUAGACUAAUCUGCUAUCUGUGUUACUUUCUGGAUUUUAGUUUUUCAAAUGUUUUCUCUACGGCGAAGUCAACGUUCUUCAGAUGUGUGUCCACAACCAUUUGUUAUUCUGUACAUUUGUGUACCUAUAAUAGUCAUUCCAUAUUCUGGUUUCAUGAGAUUGUUUUGAUUGCCUUGGUUUGUCAGCUAACAGAAAAUAAUUCUUGUAAUACAUUACAGUUUAUUUCCUUUUGGGUAGGAUUUCUUUUUUUGUUGAUGUGCUACAUACAUUUUACUGAGAUAUGUUGUUAAUCCUGAAUUGUCACCCCCAAAGUGUUGGACUCAAACAUUAAGAUAUUUAAAUGUAUUUGUUGUACUUCAUUUAGAAAAGCUCUAUAUAAAGUAUGCACACAGAGUUUUGAAUGUAACAAGGUUUACAAAAUUGUGUGUGAAAUAUAAAUAUGUGGCUAUACUGCAAUGAGUAAACAAUGUCUUCCUAUAAAGUUUAAUUUGAAGAACGUGUGAUCAAAGGCCUUCAGACAAUUUUGAUUUGCAUAAUCGUAAACUGUGCCGAUUGGGUAUAGCUUAUAUUGCCAUUUUUUUAUUUUAAGCCUCAGAGUUUUGAGAUUAGGAACAAGGACUAUUUUCUUCCUGCUUUUCCUAAUUAGUACAUACAUAAAAAGUAAACAAAACACUAUUGACAGUGAAAUGUGUGUAAAAGAGGCCUAAUAGUUUUUUAUAAGGGUAACUCACCGCCAAAUAAAUUUUUCUUGCUAAUAAACUGUUAACAUGGA
Fundulus heteroclitus (mummichog) is the source of this 2712-nucleotide messenger RNA. It is a transcript of the gene sacm1la, whose product is annotated as SAC1 like phosphatidylinositide phosphatase a. Gene Ontology annotation, cellular component: endoplasmic reticulum. The record is from RefSeq and is a predicted model, not a curated record. Gene Ontology annotation, molecular function: phosphatidylinositol-4-phosphate phosphatase activity. The transcript has 20 exons. NCBI's taxonomy places the organism in Eukaryota, Metazoa, Chordata, Actinopteri, Cyprinodontiformes, Fundulidae. Bases 105 to 1865 code for a protein of 586 amino acids. Gene Ontology annotation, biological process: phosphatidylinositol dephosphorylation.